This is a messenger RNA of Penaeus monodon (black tiger shrimp), 1298 nucleotides long. RefSeq lists its product as uncharacterized. Bases 33 to 1220 code for a protein of 395 amino acids. The record is from RefSeq and is a predicted model, not a curated record. The transcript has 2 exons. NCBI's taxonomy places the organism in Eukaryota, Metazoa, Arthropoda, Malacostraca, Decapoda, Penaeidae.
GGAAGGUGCCGCCCCUGAGGACGUGUUUCCGCAUGCGAGGCGACUGCUUGUGGCUGUGCGAGAUGGAGGAGGAGGCCAUCGACUUCCAGGUCGUCGAGGGAGCCGACCCCAGGCGAGUGACGGAGGACCUGAUGAACCAGAGCUUCCCCUCCCACGAGGGCCCCCUGUGGCGUGCCAGGCUGGUCCGAGGAGCCGCCGGCGAGGACUGUCCCCCGGAGGAGGUGCGGGCGUCCUUCCCUCACACGAGCCACCUCGUCCUCGGGAACCAUCACGGCAUCGCCGACGGAACCUCCAACGUCAGGACCUACAACCUCCUGCUCAGGAUCCUCAAUGACGUCAUCGCCGGCAGGCCUAUCGACGACCAGGAGCAGCUGGGCGAGAUGGUCGUCCAGGAGGAGUUCAAAGCAAUGGUCAGCGCCAAACUGCGGGAGCUUCAGAAGGACCCCGAGAACCUCCAGCGCUUGGUGGAGGAGAAAGAAAAAGCCAUGACAAGCGUCCCCCUCCUGCUCCAGUGUCACCCGUCGUUAGAGGGAACAGAAGUGAAAACGAAACUCAUCUUUGAGGAACUGGACGAAGACACGACGCGCAGGUUCUUCCACAGAUGCAAGAAGGAGGGCGUGUCGGUGGGAAGCGCCUUCACAGCGCUCAUAAACGGAGCAACCAUCGACCUGGCCAAGAGGGCCGGCCGCACGGACGAAACGUUCACACUGCAAGAGGUGCAUACGCUGAACCUUCGUCGGUUCCUCUCCGGCGACGCGUCGAAGCACCUCGGCAUUCACUCCACCCUGUUUGCUCAUGCUGUCGAGGCCCCAGCGGCGUGGCGGGAGUCUUUCUGGGACUACGCAAGGACACUCCACCGCAGCUUCCAUACCAAGCUGAAGCAAGACGGCCACUUGCUUCACCGGUGUCUCGUCCAGCUGACGAAACCUGCCUACCCAACCAGUUCCCUUUCGCUAAAGCUUCCUCCUCCUACCGACGACUACCUGAGUUCGAACAUGCAGGACCUGGACGCCCUCCUCCCGUACGCCGCCGGGGAACACGCCCAGGCCGCGCGGGUGGUCAGGGGCGCCUCCAACUUCAGCAGGUUCUCGGGUUACUUCGUCCACACCUUCCGCAAGAGGCUCUCCUGCAGCCACUGCUUCUCGUCGCACAUCAUCGCGGAGGACACAGCGAAGGCCCUCAUCCGAACCAUCUUCGACAGCCUUCGAGGUCUCGUGUGAAGCUCAUGUCGAAGGAAAACAGCGUCGAUAUGAGUAACGAAUUAGUGUUAUAUAUAUAGGCUAUAUAAAUAGGUAGAU